Messenger RNA from Daldinia caldariorum, 1596 nucleotides. RefSeq lists its product as uncharacterized. The record is from RefSeq and is a predicted model, not a curated record. The transcript has 3 exons. Bases 507 to 1094 code for a protein of 195 amino acids. NCBI's taxonomy places the organism in Eukaryota, Fungi, Ascomycota, Sordariomycetes, Xylariales, Hypoxylaceae.
AGCUACUUUACACCUCGUGCCGGCAGCUCAGAGGGAAGAAAUAAGACACAACUAACGACAUAUGCGUAUGCGUAUGCGUCGUGUUAAAAAUAACAUCUACUACUAUUGGUCGCAUAUCUCGUAUUGAAAUGCAGAAUUUUCAGUGAAGUACCAUACCAAGCAAUCAAUGAUUCGAUCGCGAUACUUUAACCGAUUCAAGAUCUAGGGUGACAGAUUUUGGCUACAAGAUCCUUCCGCCCCAAACCUUCGUAAUAAGCUCGGUCUAGAUCAGCCACUGCAACGCUGUAAGCAAACGUUACGCGACAAUAACGAACCAUUUCCUACGGCACGAGCAAAGAAUCGUAUAAAAUAGUCGAGCUGUUAAUUCUCCUAGAUGAACUCAUCUCAGUUGAAGUAAACAAAUCCAUAAUCCGCAGAUUUCACAUACAGAUUUUACAUACCGAUUCCGUAUAUCAAUUUUAUGUACCUAACAAAUUAUACCUCCUACCUAUAUAUCGCACGACAUCAUGUGGAACUUCAAGUUAUUUGCUCUUGCCAGCCUCGUCGCUCUAGGCAGCUCAUCUACGCAACGUCGAUCGUCUGAUGGAGAUCUCAAGCCAUGGGAAGUAACCAGAUUAUCAACAUUCUCUCCUUCUGGUCGUCCGGGAAACAGCAACCUCGCCAAUCUAUGGGCCACUAUCACAAACCCCAGCCCCAUCACCGCGGGCCCAGGAGCAUCAUUCGAGCCAAGCACGGCUAACUGCACUGUGGAAUGGACGUGGUACGUGGAGGAACCAUACGGGCGUACCGUCGACUGCACUACAGGAGGGAACCAGACCGCAUUUUCGGGUUCUAUCUCGAAGUGGACCAUCGAGAUUCUUAAGGCAGAUAGCGACUAUGCGUCGCCAACCGAGAACUUCGACGUCAAGUUCACGCUUACGGCUAACAAGACAGCUAACGGAGAGGAUUAUUACAAGGUCCUUGCCGGAACGCAGCAUUUCGCCAUCGGAGAGAAUAUGAAAGGAACUUGCGGCGGUAGUGGUGUGUGCUCCUGGUAUCUAGAUGAGAAAAACAUCCCGGUGUUGGUUGAGCCGACUCUGGUUGACUCUUCCUAGUUUUCUUUCGACACGCCUAUUAUCUGUCUGAUCAGACAUACGAGACAUUAUAAAGCGACGGCCUAGCUGAGCUGUUUAAGUUAUCAGAAACUUCAUUUUGAGGAUGUUUAUCAGAUAUCUACUGGGCCAAGGGUCUAUUCUGGAUACAAAAGCGUUGGGACAGUUGUACUUAUGAAUAAUGUCAUAUUAUCCGGAAAUAUGUCUUUCUAGGCCUGGUACAAGUCAGAAUCUGACUGCCGGUUGCCUCGAUAAAAAAAAUUACAUACCAAUAUAUACCAAGCAACAGAUAAUGCCGCCGUCAUAGAGUGAUCUUCUCGUCGGGUAAAGGAACUACAGGCAAACCCCAGAUGAUACGAGGUCCAGCAUCGUCACCACUCCAGGCCUCGUCAAACGCAAUAGUUGACCACGCCGCGGCCUUCGAUCCCCUAUCGAGCAUUUCAUCUUGAUAGUCCCCAAGUGCCCUUUUAAUCUCGAUGAUCGCAGUCACUUACACGACGGCAUA